Molecule: messenger RNA, 1386 nt
Organism: Ricinus communis (castor bean)
Lineage: Eukaryota; Viridiplantae; Streptophyta; Magnoliopsida; Malpighiales; Euphorbiaceae
Product: tRNA (guanine(9)-N1)-methyltransferase
Exons: 3
Coding region: 210-1208 (332 amino acids)
Biological process (GO): tRNA N1-guanine methylation
Cellular component (GO): nucleus
Molecular function (GO): tRNA binding
Source: RefSeq, a predicted model, not a curated record
AAUAUGUUUUUUCUCCUAUUCAUUUGCCAAUUCUAUACAGGAAGGAAAAAAAAAAAAAAAGGGAAUCCUCAUGCGUCGUCGUUUCAAAACGAUUAUGGAUUCCAAUUCGCAACCGUGUCUGAACUGAAGAAAUGGAGAAACCCUAAACCCUCUUCUGCACAAACACUGUUUUAGAAAUCUGUAUAAUACCUGCAACUGCAACCAUAGAAAUGGUAGAAGAAGACGACGCUACUCAAAUCGACCAAUCCGCCCUCGAGAACCACCCGAAUCCUCCGCCACAAGAUCAGCAACAACCUCCAUUGUCCAAAAACGCCCAAAAGAAGCUAUUAAAGCAGCAAAGAUACGAGGCAAAGAAAGCAGAGAAGAAGGCAUUAGAAAAAGAACAUAAGAAAAAAGAAGCCGAAAGAAAGCGAAAAGAAUGGCAAGAAACCCUAGCCACCGUCUCCGAAGAAGAGAGAACCAAACUGAUAGAGUCGAGACAACAACUGAGGAAGGAAAGAAUGGAGAAACGGUCAGAGGAAAGAGAAAACAAAAUCCAAAGACUUACAGAAGCCAAAUCUAACGGUCAAAAAAUCGUCGUCGAUCUCGAAUUCUCUCAUCUCAUGACCUCCUCUGAGAUUCACAGCCUCGUUCAACAGAUAAUGUAUUGUUAUGCGGUGAAUGGAAGAUGUGCGUUGCCUUGUCACCUUUGGUUGACGGGAUGCAAUGGAGAAAUGGAGAAUCAAUUGGGAAGGCUGCCGGGGUUUGAUAAAUGGAUGAUUGAGAAAGAGAGUCGAUCGUAUAUGGAAGCGUUGCAAGAUCAUAAAGAGAGUUUGGUUUAUCUUACUGCGGAUGCUGAGACUGUGCUUGAUGAACUUGAUUUGAAAAAAGUGUAUAUUGUUGGUGGGUUAGUCGAUAGGAAUCGUUGGAAAGGGUUAACUAUGAAAAAAGCACAAGAGCAAGGAAUACAAACUGCAAAAUUACCUAUAGGGAGUUACAUGAAGAUGUCAUCUUCUCAGGUCCUUACAGUAAAUCAAGUGAUAGAGAUACUGCUCAAGUUCUUGGAAACAAGAGAUUGGAAGGCUUCAUUCUUUCAAGUAAUUCCUCAAAGGAAAAGAUACGACACUGGUUCAACAGGAGAUCAAGAAAUAGAUGGCGAAGAGUGUGAGGAGAAUAAGGAUGAGCCAUAUGAGAAGAAAAAGAAAUGCCUCGAGGUUCCUUGCAGCUAAGAGAAGAACUUACAACCUAGAACUUUCUGUCAACGAUUGAAGUGCGUAGUCUGUAACAUUUUUGAAUGGGAUAAAAAAAACUUUAGUCGUCCCUUGUUUUUUCUCUUUUAUUAUUUUUUCUUUAUCAAAAAUUUAUUUUUUAAGAAAUUUAUUUUUGGCUCAUCGUCUAUCAUUUUUA